GGUUCGAGCAUUUGAUUUGUUCGCUGUCCGAUCGGUCCAUUUUAUUCUAAAUGCCCAUGCCUCGUUAAUGCUAAAGAAGAACGGUUUGAGUUUUCAUCAUCCAAACCAUCUAAACUUUGCUGUCUUGCGCUAUAUAACCGCAGCUACGUGCGCUUCACAGCAGGAAAUCCAGUUAUACAAAAACAUCGGGUCUGCAGAAAGGAUGGCCACUUUAUUAUAAAACGACAUUGAUCUUUAUCAUGAUUGGCAUCGUGACCCAUUCACUGCGAGCAUUUGUUUUUUGUUUUUAUGGGAAUCUGUGAAGUUUAUAUUAUUAUAUGCGUGCAUGUACAUAAUACAGAUUGUAUAGAUUAGUACUACUGAGUAUAGUCAGAAUAAAAUGUGGCCACAUCCGGUAAACUGGCUUCUGCUGUGCACACUCGCUAUUACGACUCUCCUUUCCAAUGCACAAGUUGGGCGAGUUGGGAAAUGCCCUGACAUGAAAGGAGUCCCCGAUUUCGAUUUUGAUAGGUAUGCGAAUGGAACAUGGUAUGAAAUUGCCAAGUUUUUUACCAUCAUGGAAACAAAGUGCGUCUCGAUGGAGUUUAUAAGACAUAAUCAGACGACGUUGGUCAUAAGUAAUGCGCUGGAAAAGAUGGUGCUGCCUCCACCAAUUUCAUCCAGUGUGCCGGCACAAAUUGUUCACCGCAAAGGUCCAGGAUCCGUAUACAAACAUGCUCACAUGAAAAAACCGUUGAUGGAAAAUUCGAAAGUAUUUCGACAAAGACGACAAAGUGCAGUUAACCAAGCCGAACCCAUUUACACGCCCAUUAAAAUUGUGGGAUUUCUAGCCGAAAAAGUACCGCCGGCUACUUUAAGGUUCAACUAUACGGAAGGGACAAGUAUGUCAGAAUAUCGGGUACUGGACACCGACUACAAAACUUUUGCUGUGAUAUGGUCAUGCAAUGAGAUGUUUAAUGGAGUUUUCCACAACCAGUUCGUGUCGAUUUUAAGCCGCUCCAGAAAGGCCGAUCCCAAUAUGGUGCAAAGCAUUGUGACAAAGCUCACCCAAGCCGGAAUUGAAACCGCUCAUAUAGUAGCUGCUGACCAAAUAAGAUGCGACAGUUGAUAUAACCGGCUACUGCUACGAGUACCAAGAAAGAUUAACAAAUUGAGGCACGAUUAUUUGCAUAAUUGUAAGCAAAUGCCGAAAAAAAUCAUGAAUCUUUGUAAAUCUGCUAUAAUACAGGGUCUGUGUGUUCUUGUGAUAACUGCGUUGAUUGUACUGAUAAUGGUACUGAUAAUUGCUUAAAAGCUAUUCUUUACCUUACAAAAAUAAAAUUUAUAUCGAUCAAAAGUAUAUUGGUAUUAAACACUGAUGGUUCAAUCUGGCUUGAUUGAUGAUAGUUUAGGCAAGGUAUAUAGGGUUACCUGGUAGCGCGACUGAACGUC
Molecule: messenger RNA, 1431 nt
Organism: Paramacrobiotus metropolitanus
Lineage: Eukaryota; Metazoa; Tardigrada; Eutardigrada; Parachela; Macrobiotidae
Product: apolipoprotein D-like
Exons: 7
Coding region: 380-1108 (242 amino acids)
Source: RefSeq, a predicted model, not a curated record